AUGCCGCGGCCGGGAAAGAGUUCGUACAGUGACCAAAAGCCGCCCUAUUCGUACAUCUCGCUGACCGCCAUGGCCAUUCAGCACUCGGCGGAGAAGAUGCUGCCGCUGAGCGACAUUUACAAGUUCAUCAUGGAGCGCUUCCCCUACUACCGUGAGCACACUCAGCGCUGGCAGAACAGCCUGCGCCACAACCUCUCCUUCAACGACUGUUUCAUCAAGAUCCCGAGGCGGCCAGACCAGCCGGGUAAGGGUAGCUUCUGGGCGCUGCACCCCGACUGCGGCGACAUGUUUGAGAACGGCAGCUUCCUGCGGCGCCGCAAGCGCUUCAAGGUGCUGCGCGCGGACCACGCUCACCUGCAUGCUGGAAGCACCAAGGGCGCGCCAGGAGCGGGACCCGCAGGUCACCUGCAUCCCCACCACCCCCACCACCCGCACCACCACCAUCACCAUCAUCACGCUGCCACACACCACCACCAUCACCACCACCCGCCCCAGCCGCCCCCGCCCCCGCCCCCGCCGCACAUGGUGCACUAUUUCCACCAGCAGCCGCCUCCUGCUCCGCAGCCUCCACCGCACCUCCCGUCGCAGGCCCCGCAACAGCCGCCCCAGCAGUCGCAGCCUCAACAGCCGUCUCACCCCGGCAAGAUGCAGGAGGCGGCUGCGGUGGCGGCGGCGGCGGCGGCGGCGGCGGCAGCCGCUGUGGGCAGCGUGGGGCGCCUGUCUCAAUUCCCACCCUACGGGCUGGGUUCGGCCGCGGCCGCCGCCGCAGCUGCAGCCGCGUCCACCACCGGCUUCAAGCACCCGUUCGCCAUCGAGAACAUCAUCGGCCGGGACUACAAGGGCGUGCUACAGGCUGGCGGGCUGCCCUUAGCAUCUGUCAUGCACCACCUGGGCUACCCAGUGCCAGGUCAGCUCAGCAACGUCGUGAGCUCGGUGUGGCCUCACGUUGGCGUCAUGGAUUCGGUGGCCGCUGCCGCCGCCGCCGCCGCCGCCGCCGGGGUCCCGGUAGGCCCAGAGUACGGGGCAUUCGGGGUGCCAGUCAAGGCCCUGUGCCACUCAGCAAGCCAGAGCCUGCCGGCUGUUCCGGUGCCCAUCAAGCCUACACCUGCGCUACCACCCGUGACCGCGCUGCCGCCGGCGCUCACUGUCCCGGCGGCUUCACAGCAGCCGCCAACGCCAACUGCGGUGUGCUCUGCCUCCACAGCCUCGCCCGCAGCCUCUUUGCUGGAGCCCACCGCUCCAAGCGCGGCGGAGAGCAAGAGCGGCUCCCUGCACUCGGUUCUGGUGCACUCCUAA
Marmota flaviventris (yellow-bellied marmot) is the source of this 1296-nucleotide messenger RNA. It is a transcript of the gene Foxb2, whose product is annotated as forkhead box B2. The record is from RefSeq and is a predicted model, not a curated record. Gene Ontology annotation, biological process: regulation of transcription by RNA polymerase II; cell differentiation; anatomical structure morphogenesis. NCBI's taxonomy places the organism in Eukaryota, Metazoa, Chordata, Mammalia, Rodentia, Sciuridae. Gene Ontology annotation, molecular function: DNA-binding transcription factor activity, RNA polymerase II-specific; RNA polymerase II cis-regulatory region sequence-specific DNA binding.